AUGUCCUCAGCUUAUGUGCUGGUUAACAACAGAGACGAGGUAAAACUGUCCGCUCUGCCUGCAAAUUUGCUGGGUUUCCUGAGUAACCUGAUGCCUAUAAUGUCUCUUUACCUCAUCUUGGUGAUCUGCAUUGCUAGAAUGAUAGGUAUUGUCAAGCCUCUCAGAUACAAAUCUCUCGUCACUUUUAGGCGGUUAGUUAUCAUUAGCACAGUUUCAUGGACCACUGCCUCUCUUUACUCUGCCUUGCCUUUCUACUUCAGCAAGCAAUACGUUUUUCACAGGGACACGGCAUCAAUGACAUUUUCAACCUCACAUCACUUUCUGGGAGUCCCUGAACCGUACGCAAAGUUGUUGACGGCAGUGCCGAUAGUGGUGAUUGACAUUCCCUUGUUCCUGGUGGUCGCAUUCCUCUCUGUCAUAUUCUACAAUCUCCGGACUAAAGGAAUGAAGAAAUCAAAUCUCCGGCGAGAGGCCUCACAUACCACAUUGUGUAUAGCACUUUUGUUCGCUGUUUGUUACGUUCCCAGUGGCUUCUUGAGGUUCCUCUUCUUACUCGACCAUAUAGGAGUCCUCCCGUCUCCAAUAUACCCAGAGUCAAGGUCCCGUCAAGCUAUCUUCCUAUACGUCUUCUUCUUGAUCAACACGUACACUGUUACAGUUAAUAGCUUUGCAAACCCCGUCCUAUACUACACAAGGACAUUCAGACGGAGGGGAGCAAUCAACCACUCCAACACAAAAGGGACGAAAUUAGAAGUGACUGCAGUUUCACUCGCAGUCAACAAGCGCAAUUUAGUGACAAUAUAA
Molecule: messenger RNA, 804 nt
Organism: Bolinopsis microptera
Lineage: Eukaryota; Metazoa; Ctenophora; Tentaculata; Lobata; Bolinopsidae
Exons: 7
Coding region: 1-804 (267 amino acids)
Biological process (GO): positive regulation of Rho protein signal transduction; phospholipase C-activating G protein-coupled receptor signaling pathway
Cellular component (GO): plasma membrane
Molecular function (GO): G protein-coupled receptor activity
Source: RefSeq, a predicted model, not a curated record